AUGAUUCGCCGUUGUUCUCACUGCAAUCAGAAUGGCCACAACUCUCGAACAUGUCCUAAUCGUGGGGUUAAACUCUUCGGUGUUCGUCUCACAGAAGGCUCGAUCCGAAAAAGCGCCAGUAUGGGUAAUCUCAGCCACCACUCGAGCUCUGGGUUAGGUGGCCAUACCGGAAUCGGGUCGGGUUCUCCCGGCGAUGUCCCCGACCACGACGGUUACGCUUCCGAGGAUUUUGUUCCCGGCUCUUCUUCUAGCCGCGAGAGAAAGAAAGGGAAUCCGUGGACAGAAGAGGAGCAUAGGAUGUUCUUGUUGGGUCUGCAGAAGCUUGGAAAAGGUGAUUGGCGAGGUAUCUCCAGGAACUAUGUGACAACGAGGACACCUACUCAAGUUGCUAGUCAUGCUCAGAAGUACUUCAUCAGACUAUCCAAUGUGUCUGGCCGCAAGAGACGUUCUAGUCUCUUUGAUAUGGUUCCUGAUGAGGUAACUGAUGUUCUUAUGGAGUCUCAAGAAUUGCAAGUGGAGAACAUUGAUUCCGUGGAAACACAAAUGCAGGGGGCCGAAGAGUGUGAAUCCAUGAACUCCACCAACUCUAGUGCUGAGGAGCCACCGGCUGCUGAUUCUUACAGGCAAGAAGAAGCCACCCAACCGCAGCUACAAUCACCUGGUUCAUUCCCUGUGGUAUAUCCAGCUUACUUGGCACCAUUUUACUCAUUCCCACUCUCGAUAUGGCCUGCUGGGUAUGUUACUGAGCCGUCAAAGGAAGAGACUCACGAGAUUGUCAGGCCAACAGCUGUGCACUCAAAAGCAGCUCCCAUUAAUGUCGAUCAGCUUCUCGGUAUGUCUAAGCUCAGCCUCGGGGAGUCAAGCCAAAACGAACAGCCUCUCUCACUGAAACUCAUUGGAGGGUCGUCUUCGAGGCAAUCAGCCUUUCAUCCAAACCCGUCCUCUGGUGGUUCGGACAUGAAAACCGUGAUUCAUGUUGUCUAA
Molecule: messenger RNA, 984 nt
Organism: Arabis nemorensis
Lineage: Eukaryota; Viridiplantae; Streptophyta; Magnoliopsida; Brassicales; Brassicaceae
Source: the annotation of a GenBank genome assembly